Australozyma saopauloensis is the source of this 402-nucleotide messenger RNA. RefSeq lists its product as uncharacterized. Lineage: Eukaryota; Fungi; Ascomycota; Pichiomycetes; Serinales; Metschnikowiaceae. The transcript has a single exon. Gene Ontology annotation, biological process: protein transport. The record is from RefSeq and is a predicted model, not a curated record. Bases 1 to 402 code for a protein of 133 amino acids.
AUGUCUGAGGCAACCUCUACCGCUCCCAUUUUUGAGUUUUUGUAUAACUAUGUCGAUAAGGAUACUCUCCAGAAAUAUCUUCGUUUGACGGUCAUCGUCUGUCUCUAUCUUUUCAUCCGGACCUACUACACCAAUUGGUCUAAGCAAAAACAAGUGCGCAGAGAGCUUGAUUUGGACAAGCAGGAGCAGGACAGAGACGCCGAGUUGAAGGAGCAAAAGAAGCAAGAGAAAUUGCAAAAGUUGGAAGACGAGGCAAAGACUUUCGGCUGGGGAAAGACCACCAGAAGAAACGUCAAAAGACAGGAGCAAGCUUUGGCUGAGGCCACAGAGUCUUUACGUGAAAGACACCAAGGUGCUUAUGAUGCUGCUGAAGAUCACGACAUUGAAGAUUUGUUGGAGUAA